UUGAAGGUGGUUGAAGUGUCAGACCCUAGUGUAAUUCUCUGUUUAACGUUGUCUAUGAUCAAAACAAACAUGGAGGGCAAAGUUGCAAUAGUUUCGGGCGCAAAUAAAGGCCUGGGAUUCGCAAUUGUGAAAGGAUUGUGCCAAAACUACAAAGGGAUCGUCUAUCUUACAGCAAGAGAUGAAUCAAGAGGUUUGGAAGCUGUAAAAAAGUUAAACGAUCUCGGAUUAAAACCAAUGUUUCAUUUACUUGAUGUGACUGAAAAGAAUAGUAUCGAAAAACUUGCGGAAUACAUUAAAACAAAACAUGGUGGAUUCGAUGUGCUUGUAAAUAAUGCAGCUAUAUUAGAAUGGGAUGAGGUAUAUCCAACUUACGAAGCAGCGAAAAGAAAUAUCGAGAUAAAUUACAAAAGUUUACUUAACAUCGAAGCCCUUUUAUAUCCGCUGCUGAGAGAUGGCGCUCGAGUCGUUAAUGUGUCAAGUGCGUGCGGACACCUUUCCAAUUUACGCAACAAAAAAUGGUUGGAUUUACUAACAAAACAGGAUCUCAAUAAAGAAGAUAUCAAUUACUUUGUUGAUGAAUAUUUGGAAAGCGUUAAAAAUGGUACAUUUAGAAAAGAAGAUUUUGCAGAUGAUGGGAAACAUGCAGAGCAUAGAGUUUCUAAAAUUGCAUUAACAGCUUUAACUAUGGUACAACAGAAAUUAUAUCCAAAUAUAAGCAUAAAUGCUGUUCAUCCAGGAUCUGUAGAUACUGAUAUGGCUAAAUUGAAGAAAGGCGUCAAUCCUGAUGAGGCAGCAAAGACUGUUCUGUAUCUGAUUUUAGAAGCAUCACCUAAAUUAAAAGGAACAUUUAUGUGGUACAACAGAAAAUUAAUUGAUUGGUAUGACGUGGAAGGUGAUUAUUAUUACAAACAUGGAGUGUAAUUGAUUUCAAGGGAUCUGAAUUAUUAAAUUGUAAGAUUUUGAGCAACUCAGUUCGAAAUAACUUUUUAUUUAAGCAGAUUGUUUAUAAAGCAAAUGUACAAGUCA
This is a messenger RNA of Pararge aegeria (speckled wood butterfly), 1026 nucleotides long. RefSeq names its product carbonyl reductase [NADPH] 1-like. The coding region runs from base 55 to 921 and encodes 288 amino acids. The transcript has a single exon. The record is from RefSeq and is a predicted model, not a curated record. Gene Ontology annotation, molecular function: oxidoreductase activity. Lineage: Eukaryota; Metazoa; Arthropoda; Insecta; Lepidoptera; Nymphalidae.